AUGUGGACGGUGACGAUUGGUGUACUCAUCUCAGCAUUGUUCUGCGCUUCGCACUCCGAUACCAUUGAAUCCAAAGAAUGUGUAAAAACUACACGUGUCCAAAAGAAACUUUCUGAUUACAGCCCAGAACAAAAGGACGCAAUGAAGAAUGGUCUCAACCGAAAGGAACUCCCUCCUGAAGAUACUGCGGUCUUCUCCUUUAAUAAGACCGUGAGCAAUAGACGGACAGCAGAAAACGGAAUGAAGGCACAUAUAGUCCUUUAUAUUGCAGCGGACAAGGAUAUCUACGGUUAUUUCAAUUUCAAUGGUAAUGCUUGGGGUUUCCACCCUAUUACUGAAGACAAAGUACAACAAUUAUGCUAA
This is a messenger RNA of Cooperia oncophora, 363 nucleotides long. Lineage: Eukaryota; Metazoa; Nematoda; Chromadorea; Rhabditida; Trichostrongylidae. The record is from the annotation of a GenBank genome assembly.